AUGAUUGCACGAGGUGUUCGAAAUGUUAUUUAUAAUUAUACCGAUGCUCAACGUAAAGUACGUUCAGCAACAUCAAAUGAUGCUUGGGGACCAUCACCAGCGCUUAUGCAUGAAAUAGCUGAUCUUACAGAUAAUGUUGUUGCCUAUGCUGAAAUUAUGCCAAUUAUUUGGAAACGAUUAAAUGAUCAUGGCAAAAAUUGGCGUCAUGUCUAUAAAUCUCUUGUAUUAUUGGAUCAUUUAAUUAAAUAUGGCAAUGAACGUGUUGGCCAACAAUGCAAAGAAAAUAUAUUUGCUAUACAAACAUUGAAAGAUUUUCAAUAUGUUGAAGAUCAAAAAGAUCAAGGUUAUAAUGUACGUGAAAGAGCUAAACAACUUGUAGCUUUACUCAAAGAUGAUGAACGCUUACGUAAUGAACGUCGAAAAGCACAAGAAGGUCGCGAACGUUAUGUACGUCAAGCUAUGGGAAUGGAUUCAAAUGGAUCUGUUACAUAUGGACGUGCAGCAGCAACAGCAAUGCGACGCAACAGUAUUGAAAGUAGUGAUCCAUAUGGUGGAGCAUCAAAUUCAAGUACAAAUCCAUAUGCAACGACAUAUCGAUCAACAUCAUAUAACGAUAGUCUUCAUACAGCUCCGAUAAGAGAUUUUGUUCAACCAACAAGUCAAGAAGAAGAGCAAUUACAAAUGCAAAUAGCUUUAGCAGAAUCACAACGUGAAGCUGAAGAUCAAGAACGUCGACGUCGAAAUGAUGAAUUAAAAAUUAAAAUAGCUUUAGAACGAUCUGUUAAUGAGGCAUCAUCUGAACCAAAUAGCUCACAGUUAUUUGAUCUUAAUGGGAAUUCUCAAGGUUUGGAUCCAUCACUGUUUUAUAAUCAUCAAACUAAUACUUCAUAUUUACCACCACCACCACCACCACCAACAACAACAACAUCAUUAAAUAUGGGAUGGAAUACAACAAAUACUCGGCCAUCAAAUCAUCUUGGCUUUACAACUGUUACAAAUGAUAUUUGGACAUCAGAAUCAAACGGCCGUAAUGCUACUACAACAGUAUCAAAUGAUCCUUGGCAAGAUUCGACAGCAGCAACUUCAAAAGUGAAUCCAUGGGGUGGAAAUGCUUCUACAACUUCGAAUAUGGAUGCCGGCCUUUCGAUCAAUAUGUCAGACCCUUGGGGUUUAGGUACAGUUAAAUCUCAACCAGCACCACAACCACCAACAAAUUCAAACUCGGUGACUUCAAAAACAAUUGAAAAUGAAUUAAGUGACUUUUUCGGAGCUGGUGCAACGAUAACACCAUCAUAUACUCAACCACAACAACAACCUGUAUCAUCAAAUCCUUGGAAUACAACAUCUUCUCCUUUAAAUAUAGGUUCAAUGUCUCCGUCAAAUACCAACAUGUCAACGAUUGGUUUCGAUGGAAACAUACUGUAUCCGACACUUACUAAUAUGAAUAAUUCAAAUCCUUCUAGUGCAAGUCCUUUAUCAUCGUCAUUAUCGGCUUCGCGUAAAACGCCAGAAAGCUUUCUCGGCGAUAAAUUUAUUAAUUUAGUUAAUCUUGACAGACUUGUUACAGAUCCUAAGAGUACAAAUCCGUUUGGUUCAAAUGUAGCACGCACUCAAAAUCCUUUUACUAGUACAUCAAAACCACCAACACUUGAUCAAUUAACUACGUCAAAUAGUGCUGCUUUUGCAAAUGAUUCAACAUUACCUGCACCACUUAUUCCUUCAUCGUACAAUAACAACAGUACCACUGUACCCUCAUUCAACGCAAACAAUCCAUUUGUCUGA
This is a messenger RNA of Rotaria socialis, 1782 nucleotides long. Lineage: Eukaryota; Metazoa; Rotifera; Eurotatoria; Philodinida; Philodinidae. The record is from the annotation of a GenBank genome assembly.